Messenger RNA from Spirodela intermedia, 5963 nucleotides. The record is from the annotation of a GenBank genome assembly. Lineage: Eukaryota; Viridiplantae; Streptophyta; Magnoliopsida; Alismatales; Araceae.
AUGGCGGGUGCCGUUAGCAGCUGCUGCUACUCGGCCAAUCUGUCGACUACACAUCGUCAUUUUCCGCGUCCCCGCCGGACCGUCAUCGCCCUUAGCCCUGGCUUUGUUGUCGCUGCGCCGCCGGCCGAUCUUACAAGCAUCGUGCAGUCUUCUUCUUCCCUGCCGUCCUCUUCCGUAAAGAUCGGGCUCUUCUCGUCGGCUAUCUCCCCGGCUCCGGUCAUCCACUUUGGACCAGCUCGUCUGCCGGAUAAGGAGGUUCCGCUGAGCAAGCGCUUGGUCUCGCUGAUCGUCGGGAGCAGCGGGAGCGGCGACGGGGGACUGGGGAGCGGUGAUGGCGGUGAUGGUGUUGGUGGAGGAUCAGGCAGCGGUGGUGGUGGAGGUGGGGAAGGGGAAGGGCAAGGUGGGGAGGAUUCCUCGAGCGACAAGAACAGGUUGGAGGCGCUCUUGGCGCUUUCGCAGGCUGGAAGGUCGCUGGGGAGCAUCCCAAAUGAUUUUGCGGCUGCGAUCCAGGCCGGGAGAAUCCCAGGGUCCAUUGUGAACCGUUUCUUCGAGCUCGAGAAAUCGCCACUUCUUGGAUGGCUGCUCCAGUUUAGCGGAUUCAAGGAACGACUGUUGGCGGAUGACCUCUUCUUGACUAAGGUCGCCAUUGAGUGCGGUGUCGGGAUAUUCACCAAGGUGUCUCCUCAUUUCUUCCUAUUCUUCUCAACGUUAUUUGCCUAUUUACCGCGUUCGGCAUGCGUUAUCCACCUAUUAGCUUGCCUAGAGGCCUCUGUGCAUGUACACUUGCUUUCCCUUACGUUGUUUCCCCCAGUUCCAUUUAUUUGCUUCAUUCAAGACCUUGAAAUCUAUUGUUCGAGCCCCUCACUUCAGAUUCGGUGCCUUUUAAUAUUCUUAAGGUAGAAUUCUUGCAUCUUUUUGCCCAUGAAAAGUUUCUUGAAAUUUACGUCAGAUGUUAAGAUGAUUGUUAGUCACAUGUCCUCGGUUUCAAGUGUUAAUAUGAAGGGACGGGAAGGGGAUCUUCGCUGGAGGGUUUUAACAUUCGAAGUGUUGAGAAACAGUAUUUGGAAAUUGUUACUACUCUUCUGGUGUUAGCUUAUGUAUUUUGUAUUAAAAGGCCGAAAAUGUUCCCUAUGCUGACCAAUAUUACAUGUUUGUUUUCAGUGGGGUGGAGAAUAUUGAAUUAAACUGAUGGGAUGUUGUUUAGUUGUUUUUCCUCUGUUCUACUUGUCUUCUUUUUGGAUUACUUUCAUGUCUUCAUUCUUAUUCGGCUGUCUAAGUUUUACCAUUUGUAUAUAUAUUCUUAAAGGCCUACCAGUGAUUUUUUUCCUGGUGACUCCAUUCUUCAGACAGCAGCAGAAUAUGAGCGCCGCAGAGAAAAUUUUAUGAAGGAGUUGGAUUUUGUUUUUGCAGAUGUGGUAUGGCCCCUUUAAGUUUUUUUGUUAUUAUGUGAUAAAUGUAAGGAUACCAUUAUAUUAACGAAAACAUCUGCUUGUUAAUUACUUGGUAACGUGGCAUUUGUCUUAACCAUAAAAAGGACAUGUUACUGAUGCUCAGUGAUAAUGACUUGGGCAUGAGUCAUUGAAUGAUUCAACAAACCUUUUUGGGUUUACAACAGAAUGAGCUCAUCAUUAAGUUUUCUUGCGUUCUGUGCUCUAAAUCUGUAACUAUUGAAUGCUUGCUGAAGCUCAGGCACACUGUCGAUUUACCACACAGGAAGAACAUCAAGAAAGGAAUGUGGCACUUUGACAUGGAAAAAUGAAAAAAGCUCUAAAAAAGGAUAUUUACCUCCUAAAAAGAUGCACAGCUAUAGUUAUAUUUUUCAAUAUAUUCGUACGUUUUUAUAAGUAGGUUUUGAAGCUAUGUAAUUUCAUCGAGACAAAUAUUAUCAUCUGGAUACACUUAGAUAUUCAAACAAGUAACUUUUGGAAAAAAGCAAGAAAACUUGUGUUCUUUGAUGUAGCAUGUGCCAAACAUUAACCAACACAUUCAUAUGGAAAUCCUUUUUAUUAGUGACAUUUAUAAUUGUGCUCCUAUACAUUAUUGGUCUUGCCAGUCUUUACCCUUCGAAUCCAACUUGAUCAAAACCACAACUGCACCUGCCUUGUCCGAGAUACAAUCCCAAUUGUACGAAACUUGUCUAUAGAGUAUCCAAACCCACUAAAAAGAGGAUUAGUCUCAUUUCCUCAGGGCCCUUCAUUCUUACAAUCACAAUAACGAUUAUAAUUAUGGCUCUUUGGCUGACUUCAUUUGGGAAAGAACAUAAUUUUUCCCUUACUGCUGCCAUAUCAACGAGGGUAGAGCAUUCUCUGCCAUAUCAAGAAAAAGAGUUUUUCUGUAACCUCUUAUUGCAUAAUCUAUGGAAUGUAUGCAUGCUCUUUGAAUUGAUCUGAACUAUAGCUUAGUUAGCAGGUCUGAUGAAUGUGGAAAAAGAAAACUUAAUCCCUCGCCAUUUUGCACCUGCUCAGGCCAAAACUGCCCCUUUGAAUCUCUAUUGGAGAUGCAUAGGGCUUUGAGGGAAUUGUGAUACGAUAAAAAAACCCACAUAAAAAUAGGAGUUAUAGUUGCGUAUCUCAAUGACACCUCUAGUUUUGUAGGAACUAGCCAAUAUCAGUUAUUGUAUAACUGGCCUGUUUGAUGUGCUAGUUCCGUGUGAAGCCUUUAUUUUAUAUUGUGAUACUGUGAUACUCAUGGCUGCAAUUCAGAAAAUUUAAAAUUUUAACAACCUUGGUGCUUAUCUCCUUCCUAGGUAAUGGCCAUAAUUGCAGAUUUCAUGCUUGUCUGGCUUCCUGCCCCAACUGUUUCCCUUCGCCCUGCACUUUCUUUUAGUGCUGGACCAAUUGCGAAAUUUUUCUAUGGGUGCCCUGAUAAUGCUUUUCAGGUGAGUUUCAUUUCCUUUUAAUAUCUUCCAUUCUUCUGGGAAACUUGGAACAAAAUUAAAAAUUUUCAUCUCUUUAGUGGAAAACAAAGCUAUUUUCUUGAAGAAUACUUGUCAAAGCUUUCUCAGUAUUCUUACGUUACUGUUGGAAUAUUUUUUGUAGGUCGCCUUAGCUGGAACCCAUUACUCGUUUCUGCAGAGAAUUGGUGCAAUAGUGGUGAAGUAUCAGAUAUGCAUCAUUUAAAAUAUUAUCUAUUCAUGCAUGUGUGUGUGUGUGUGUGUGCGUACUCAUUUAUCCUGGUACACGGGUGUGCAUGUACCCUUGGGUGUACAUGAUAUGCAUGUACACACAUGGUUGAAUGGGUAGUACAAAUUUGUGCAACAUUUCAUGUGCAUGUGCAUGCAUGUCUUUUUAUUAUUACUCAUUGAUGGAUGGACCUUUAUCUUGCAGCGUAAUGGAACAAAGCUUUUUGUAGUCGGCACUGGUGCAUCUCUGGUAUGAUAAUUCCUUGAAAAUAAACUUCCUGUUGUACGGAAAACUUGCAAAAACUUCAUGCUAUCAACAUAAUUUAGCCUCUAAAUUUUUUAUUACUCUGGCUUCCCAAUCAUGGAUGGUUACUCUCCCGAUAGAGAAGUUGUGGAACAAUGCACCUAUUUGUGUGAAUGUAUCUAAUUCUCAACAGCCCAGCCGCAAACUCCCAUCCCCACACCACCUACCUAUCCUCACACUUGACCCCAAGUCUGCUUGUGCUAUUUUUGAUUUCGAGUCACGGGCUUAAUAGCCUUCUCUUAGUGACUAUCAAACUCUGUGGUCUUCUCAGUUUCACUCGUCAAUGUUUUAGCUCAGGUCUUGCAUGCCUUCUUUUUUUCCCUCAAUCUCUUUGACUUAUUGUCUUUUAUUAUCUUUUGAUUUGAAUGAUGAACAUCGGUUUCUUACAAGUUGGAGGUGCGGAGCUUACAAAAUGUCCCUAGGGCACAUUUUGAUGUAGUCAUGUAGCUGAGAAGACCUUUUUAGGUUCUUAUUUGGGUUGAAGAAUGUUCUCUUUAGGAAGAUUUGAAUAAAAGUGACUGAACUCAAUAAUUUGAACACUCUAAGUCUGACAUGAAACUUGCUCCGAAUCUGUUUUAGAAGCCGUGUAAGUGCAAGAAAGUUGUCUUAGUAUCUUGAGUCAUUAGAUGACCUUUCAUCUUAACGGUUAUAACACUUGUCUUAGUUUUGUCUUUGCAAUGCACCACUUUUGAUCCACACGUGGAGCAAUGUAAUAAUACUAUAGAUGCUUUUAAAGGAUGGCUACCUGGGCUUAAAACUUCAUGCUUGAUACUGAUUACACGCAACAUGAGUAUCAUGCGUUGUCCCCUUGUGAUCUAUACCAGUGCAAGCAAGACUUCAUGGUAGGUUCGUGUACAUUAGUCAAGUGCAGCUGAAGUUGAACAAAAGUCCAUGGUGCUCCCCAUGUGACUUGGUCCAGAUGUUGUAUGUCAAGUUCUCUAACUAUUUGGUCAGUUUGAUUUUGGGAUUAAAACAUAGUUCCAUGAAAGCCUUCAUCAAAUUAUUUUAGCUCCGUUUUUACAAAUUAUGCCCUAAAUGCAAGGGAGAGUUUCCUUCCCAACUAUAAGAGUUCUGAUGCAAUCGUACUCCAUGUAAAGUGGUUUUCUAGUUCGGGCAUUUAACAUGGAGUUUCUCUUGAUGGAAAAGUAGAUGUUAUACAGCCAGUGGGAGCUGGAUGGGUGUUGUUUUCUGUCUUCAUGGAAGAAUAGAUGCUUUACAACUAGUGAGAGCCGCAUGGGUGUUCUUAUUUGUCUGAAUGGAAGAAUAGAUGAUAUCCAACUAGUGAGGCCGCAUGGGCGUUCUUUUCUGUCUGGAUGGAAAAAUGGAUGCUAUACAACCAACUAGGUGCCAAUAUGGAAUGAUUGAGGCCAUAUAUGAGCUCAUGUAUGACUAUUUUUACUUUCUCAAGUUACAGUGUUUGGUAUAUCUCUGAAAUCGUGUAUUUUCAGAUAGGAACUGGCGUAACCAAUGCCCUGAUGAAGGCUAGAAAAGCGCUUGACAAAGAUUUUGCCGGAGAAGCAGAGGAUGUCCCCAUACUCUCAACAAGUGCAGCCUACGGUCUCUACAUGGCAGUGUCAAGCAACCUUAGGUAAAUGGGUUUAGAGCGAUGUUCUAUUCGUUUGAGACAUUUUUAGCAAAUAAUGGAAGUUAUUUCUACCCUUAUCAAUCGCCAUUUUUUCUCUAGUUUUAUUUAUUUACACUGUUUAUUGCAUUUCAUUUUUACCUGGUGCACAAAUCCUAUAAAACUGAUGCAAAUAUAAUUAAUCUUCUUUGUAAUGUUUUAAUCAUGAAAACUCACUACACACAUUGUGACCGAUGUUUACGUCCCUGUUUCAUUUGCAAAUAUGGAAUGAUAGAUACCAUAUAUGAAUCCUAUAAAAAUGAUGAAAAAUCUAAUUAAUGUUCUUUGCAAUCUGUCAACCAUGAAAACUCACUACACACAUUGCAACCGAUGUCUAUGUCCUUGUUCUUCAUUUGCCAAUAUGGAAUGAUAGAUGCCAUAUAUGAAUCCUAAAAAAAAUGAUGAAAAUCUAAUCAACGUUCUUUGCAAUCCGUCAAUCAUGAAAACUCAACUACACACAUUGCGACCGAUGUCUAUGUCCUUGUUCUUCAUUUGCCAAUAUGGAAUGAUAGAUGCCAUCUAUGAAUCCUAAAAAAAGUGAUGAAAAUCUAAUCAAUGUUCUUUGCAAUCCGUCAAUCAUGAAAACUCAACUACACACAUUGCGACUGAUGUUUGCAUCCCUGUUGUUCUUCAUUUGUAUUCCCCGGCUCUGAAAGUUUGUGUGAAAAAGGUACCAAGUAUUGGCCGGGGUAGUUGAGCAACGAGUCUUGGAGCCCCUCCUGCACAACCAGAAGCUUGUUCUGAGUGCGCUAUGCUUUGCUGUGCGGACCGGCAACACCUUCUUGGGAUCCCUUCUGUAAGUGCUUCCUUCUCUCCUCAGAACCAGUCCCCUGGGAAGAUUUUUGACACGUCCGUCAUCUGUGAACAGGUGGGUCGACUAUGCUCGCUGGAUCGGAGUCCAGAAGAUCCGCGAAUAA